This is a messenger RNA of Megachile rotundata (alfalfa leafcutting bee), 4282 nucleotides long. RefSeq names its product tetraspanin-7. NCBI's taxonomy places the organism in Eukaryota, Metazoa, Arthropoda, Insecta, Hymenoptera, Megachilidae. The record is from RefSeq and is a predicted model, not a curated record. Gene Ontology annotation, cellular component: plasma membrane.
UCCGGCUGCAAAUCGAUCGUCUUUUCACUUGUUUCCUGAGAGUAGUGCGUAGUACUUUUCGAAAAAGCUCAUCGUCGACGAAGAAAAAGUCGAGAGAAAAUAACAAUGACGAAACGUUUGGAAACGGCAGCCACGAUGGCUUGCAUGAAAACUCUGCUGAUGCUCUUCAACUGCGUCUUCUGGGUAUUUGGUAUACUGAUGUUAUGUAUCGGUAUUUGGAUGAGAAUACAACUUCGAGACUACGUUGACGUAAGCGCAGAAAGUGGAAGGGCAGCUUUAUUGGCGUUAGCAAGUUUGGGAGCAAUUUUGACUUUGACAGCGACGCUUGCCUGCUGUUGUACAACACACGGUCAUCCAGCGCUUCUGUACUUGUACGGUGCAUUCUUGGCUGUCGUCACGUUAUUAGAGCUUGGAGCUGGAGCAUCAAUUUACGCUUAUCGUACCAAUUUGAACGAAAAGUUCGAUCAGGACUUCAAUGAUACUAUGGCCGUUUAUUCACAGGAUGAGAGGAAAACUGCUGACAUUGACACCAUACAGUCUACUCUGCUAUGCUGCGGUAACAGGGGCUACACAGAUUGGUUAAAAAUGGUCCCAAUGAAAGACAUUCCACUAUCUUGUUGCAAAGUUCCAAAGAAAGAAUGCAACACUUCUGAAACAAAUGAUAUUUACACUCAGGGAUGCUACACUCUUGUUCUGGAUUUCAUAAACAGCAACAUCGGUUUGGUCGCUGGAAUUGCAAUCGGCGUAGCAUUUUACCCUCUGGUUGGUGUUUUCCUGGCGUGUUGUUUAGCCAGUAACAUCAACAAAGUCAAGUACGAGCAGGUUGCUUAGAGUCUGCGUCGCUCACGGACCAACUCGCCGUACCAGUAAAGAAACAAUCCUCUACAGUCUAUUACUAAUUUUUACGAAUUUCACUGUCUUGGAAGGUCUCUUCGACCUUUCUACUUGCGCUUAGAAUAACGUUAAGCUACUACGAAUUGAUUUGAUCUCAGAUCGGUAAUUACUUCCUCCUCCAAUCUUCCAGGUAGUUUAUCGACAAUUUUUUAAUUGUAUUCGAAGUAGUCCUGUGGAUACAGUCGCACAUUAUUGUUUUAUUAUUGCACAUGUAUCGUAUAAAAAUUUGUUAAGGGAAUUAUUUGAAACGGUAGAUGACAGGAGCGUAAUUGUAUGAAGGGGGUGUGAAAUGACAAAUCAGUAGUAUCGAGUAAGUUAUCUGAUAGAGAGUUCUUCGUUACGUUUAUUUAACUGUAGCUUUUUUACUUUUUUUUUAAAUCGAGAAGCAUGUGAUUGUCGAGUGCAUGAACGUAGUGAAAUAUUUGAAACCAAAUGUUUCUUCCCAGUGCAGAAAUAAGUUUAAUGCAUUCGAUGUUUAUGUUUUUGGACAUAUUUUUAUUUAAUAUUUAAGCAACAUUUUUAUGUACUUUCUUUUGAUAAAUACAUUUAUUUAAACUUCUUUAAAUUUGCGUUCAAAGUUCUUUAGAUUUGCCUAAAAUUUUAUUAGACUUCGUUAAAGUUUCUCGCACCUUAUUGAAUGCCCUGAAGAUUUCCCCUUUCCUUAAAUUUUCUCAAAUAAAAAUGGUACUGGCUCUCCCUGGUUCUUUUUGGGUUUUCCUGGGUUUCCUUGGGUUCUGUCGGUUUUACCAGUCCUUUGCCACUUUUAACUCUUCAACGUAUACCCCAGAAUUUUCCCUAAGCCUCUCUGGUCUUCCCUAGCACCUCCAGGAUCUUCUUGGCUCUCCCUGGCUCUUCUCAGCACUCCUUGUGUUUCCUUGAGUUCUAUCAAGUUUAUUAGUCCUUUGCCACUUCUAAUUCUCCAACGUAUACCCCAGAAUUUUCCGUAAGCCUCUCUGGUCUUCCCCAGCACUUCCAGGAUCUCCCUGGCUCUCCCUAGCUCUUCUCAGCACGCCUUGUGUUUCCUUGAGUUCUAUCAAGUUUAUUGGUCCUUUGCCACUUCUAACUCUCCAACGUAUACUCCCGAAUUCAUCCCAGACCUCUCUGGUCUUCCCUAGCAUCUCCAGGAUCUCCCUGGCUCUCCCUGACUCCUCUCAGCACUCCUUGUGUUUCCUUGAGCUCUAUCAAGCUUAUUGGUUAAAACUGACUAAAAUAUUUCCAUAAAUUAUACCAAAACUUCUUUAAAUUUUUUUAAACUUCCUCUACUUGCCUAAAAUUUUGUCAAGUUCUGCACAUUGCCUCAACUAUUUCUUUCUUUGAAUGGCUUUAAGAUUUCGUUAAACUUUAUCAAAUUAAAUAUUAUUUAACACUUGAUACUUCCAUAUCAAUAAUAAAAUUUUACAACUUGUGUAAUUGUGUGAAUAUUUAAAAUAUGGUGUAUGUUCGUACGACAUUUUUCUUUACGAAUGACAUAAGUACUUAAAAACCUGUUGUAAGUUUCUUACACUCGUUCUCAAUCGCUCUUUAUACUCAUACUUUAGCAUGCAUUUACAUCGUGUAACAUAACUUUUCCAAUGUUACUGUAAUUUACGUCUACGUAAUUCUAGCACGUGAAUUACCGUCAAUUUCUUCAGCAUAUCUCUUCUUCAACAAACUUCACGUGUAGUAUCUUUCGAUAUUGUAUUUCGAUGUUAAAAAAGAUGUAACUAAAUACACGAUGUAAUAUUUUGAUAAUACUAAUUAUGAUUUUUCUAUCGUAUAAAGAAAACACGUGUUCAUUUUAUUAUAGCAUUCUCUUGCUUUUGUGCAGAAUGAUAUACGAUUAAAAAUUACAAAGCGAAAACGGGUAUUAUUCUAAUAAAUUGUGAAAUAAAACAGGAAAUAAGCGUUCUAUCGAAAUAAAUUUUAAUUAAAAAUGUUUUGGGUUAAGCAUUUAUCAUGAACAUCUCAGGAAGAGGAAAAAAAGUAUAACUUUCAUGUUAGAAAUUCCGAAACUGUGUUAAAUUUGUUCUCCAACGAAUUAUAAUCGAAUACCACGAAAGCUAUGUUCCUAGAUACAUACGUACUUAUAUUUUUUGAAAAAUAGAAAACUGAAUCUUAUUAACUGUUUCAUGCGUUCAUAGGUUUAUUUUUAUAGUAAUCAUGUCCGUUGUUUGGUAUACAACUCGUACAAACAUUACAUUUCCGUAAGAAGUUAAUCGUGAAUCAGAAAAAAAACAAAUGUCAAUUGUACUUUUUUGAAUUGCACCUAUUUAACAAUGCUUCUAUUCGUUUUAAGGAAUGUUGACAAAAUAUUACUUGCACUAAUGUGUACAUGUUGUAAAGUUAUAGGGAAUUUAAAAAACUUCAAUGUAACAUUUUUGCAUGAUCGCCUUAUCAAUUAAUCAUGUUAAAGUGUAUUAUACAAGGACCCUUUAUUAGGGCACUAUUCGUAAAAUAUCUUACAAAGUAUAUAUAUUUAUUAUAUUCGUAAGAGAUGUACGCAUAUAUAAAGUGGUUCACACAAAGUGUUACAAGCUAUUUAUUCAAAAAUUAGUAAUGAAAUUCUUUUAACUUAUUUGUCACAUCGUAUGAAGGUGACUUCGAAGAUUCUUUAAAUGAAAUGGUACUCACUGGCUCUCCCUGGUUCUUCUUGGGUUUUCCUGGGUUUCCUUGGGUUCUGUCGGUUUUACCGGUCCUUUGCCACUUCUAGCUUUCCAAUAAGUACUCCUGGAUUUUCCCCAGGCCUCUCUGGUCUUCCGUAGCACCUCCAGGAUCUCCCUGGCUCUCCCUGGCUCUUCUCAGCACUCCUUGUGUUUCCUUGAGUUCUAUGGAGUUUAUUGGUCUUUUGCCACUUCAAACUCUCCAACGUAUACUCCUGAAUUUAACCUAGGCCUCUCUGGUCUUCCCUAGCACCUCCAGGAUCUCCCUGGCUCUCCCUGGCUCUUCUCAGCACUCCUUGUGUUUCCUUGAGUUCUCUCGAGUUUAUUGGUCUUUUGCCACUUCUAACUCUCCUACGUAUACCCCGGAAUUUACCCCAGGUCUCUCUGGUUCUCCCCAACAUCCUCAGGCUCUCCCAGGCUCUCCCUAGCAUCUCCUAACUCUCCUUAGCUUUCCCUGAGUUUCAAAGCAGCAGCGAAAACAUAGACUGAUUUAUAUGAAUGAAUCUGCAAAAAACAAUAAAAAUAUUCUUCUUAAAUAUACUUUACUGAUUUUAGAGAAAAUAUCUUGUAACGCUUUAUUAUAACACACGUACGUUUCGUAUUACAUUAUAGAUAAUGUAAUCGUGAAUUUAUUCUGAUCUGCCUUCUUUGAGGCCGACUUCUCAAACAUUUAACGCUGUGACAUUCAAAUUAUGUACAUUAUUAUUAAUGGUAUUUAAAAGUUUAUUAUGAUUGCGUGAAUGUGUAUA